Messenger RNA from Cylindrotheca closterium, 3096 nucleotides. The record is from the annotation of a GenBank genome assembly. Lineage: Eukaryota; Bacillariophyta; Bacillariophyceae; Bacillariales; Bacillariaceae.
AUGAGAAUAAUCCUGUCAACUUGCUGCUUGACAGCCUUGAUUCUUGGAGUCACUGGCUUUACCAAUCCAACACCAACCAUCACUUUCACAUCAUCAGCAACUGAUUCUGCUUCUGCUUCCACCAACACGCAACUCGCAGCGUCCUAUGGGUAUGUCAAUGCACGACCCACUAAUAAUAGUAAUAAUGACAAUAAUAACGGAGGCAAUGCUCCUCGAAAACAGCUGAACCGCCGCAGACGCAAAAUGAACAAGGAUGUGGUCAUUGUGGGGGGUGGCUUGGCUGGUCUCUCUGCCGCGUUGUAUUUGAGCCAAAUUGAUCCCAAUCGACAAAUUACCAUUUUGGACAAGCACGAUUUGUUUGAUGGUGACGGCAAAACAUCUGUGGCUACCUUUGCGGCAGCCGGCAUGCUGGCGCCUCAAUCGGAACGUCUCCCCAAGGGUGACUAUUUGGAUUUGUGCCUGGCGUCCAAGAGCAUGUACCCGGAAUUUACCGAUCUGGUCGAGUGCAUGGCCCAAGAAGCGGGGGACGAAGGAGCGCCCUAUUUGAAUCACAAGGAUAAUGACAAAUUGGAACCAUGGAAUAUUGGAUAUGUGGCAUCCGGUGGAUUCUUGGCUCCUGCCUUUGCCGGAGAUACCGUUGCCACUUGGGCUCCGCCGUCGGACAGCAAGGGCAACGCCAUGUGGUUGGACGACAACCAAGUACGAGAAUUGGAACCAAACCUUCACCCCGAAGUCAUUGGUGGAUGGUGGUUCCCCGAAGAUGCCAGUGUGGAUGCCCGACGAUUGGCAGCAAGUUUGCGGGCCGCUUGUGUGGGAGCCGGAGUGCAAUUGAUGGCGGGAAAGAAUUACGAAGUAUCCUCCUUGGAUUUGGAAAACGGAAAUUGCAAUGGGUUGUGGCUCAAGAACGGCAAAUACAUUCAAACCAAUACUUGUCUCGUGGCCAAUGGUGCUUGGAUGCGACAGCUGCUUCCAGUGCCCAUGGAACCACACAAGGGCCAAAGUCUUUCGCUACGCAUGCCAGCGGACCGUCCUCCCAUUCUCAGAAGAGUACUCUUUGCAUCUGAUUCGUACAUUGUCCCCAAGGCAGAUGGUCGCAUCAUUAUUGGAGCGACCGUGGAAGCUGGAAGUUACGAUCCCAAUGUGACUCCUGCCGGGCUCAUGCACAUUUUGUCGUAUGCCUUGCAAUUGGUACCGGCAUUGGCCGAUUUGCCACUGGAAGAAACUUGGGCGGGAUUGCGCCCUACUACACCCGACAAGGGUCCCAUUCUAGGCAAGACACCCUGGGAGGGACUCUAUUUGGCCGGAGGCUACUGGAGAAAUGGAGUCUUGUUGGCUCCCAAGACGGGAGAACUCCUGGCCAUGCUCAUUGCGGGAGAGGAAUUGUCACAAGAAGAUGAAAAGUUCUUGGAGGCCUUUGCGUGGGACCGAUUCACAUCCAAGGAUGGUGGAGCGGAAAUGGCAGCCAAUGCACGAUAUGCUGCCUCCAUGUAUCCUGUUCAUUCUCGCAAGAGCGGUGCGGGAGUUGCGGCAUCGGUAGGAACCGAAUUGGGAUCGUACUCCACAGCUGUCUCGGCUGGAGAAGAACGCCGAAAGGAUCGCGAAGCCCUGUUUGGAGGAGAUGAUGGUAUCGAAGCCUUGGAAAAGGCAGCUGCAGCUGGAAAGAAGGACGGCGCGGUCUUUUCCUUUGGUGGAGGAGAGUACAAGCCGCCAACCGCCACUCCAGCGGUGGAGGUGGAAGAAGUGCAGGAAGAUACUUCUAAAGUGGAAGCUAAAGCACCAAAAAGUGUCAACGGUGCAUCAGGUAUCAUGGCUUCUGCAGAGAAAAAAGAAGGACGGCGAAAGGAUCGCGAAGCAAUCUUUGGAGGAGAUGAUGGUAUGGAAGCCAUGGAAAAGGCCGCUGCAGCUGGAAAGGCGGAAGGCUCGGACUUGUCCUUUGGCGGAGGAGAAGCACCAAUGGAUGUCAACGGUUCAACAAGUACUACGGCACCUGAGACCCCUUCUUCGGAAGACGACCAUGAAGCAGAAGUAGACGAGGCGCCAGCCGAAGAUUUGCAGUCCAUCUAUCAAAAAAUUAGAGAAAACAAGUCCAAACAAACACAUGUGCGCAACGAUCCCGUGCCUGAUGAUCGUCCCGAUCCCGGAUUCAGAAUCUUUCAUGUUGCCGAAGAUGGAACGGAACGGGAAGUCCCACCCUACACCUCUCCCGGAGAAUUCCAGGCCAUGAUUGAGAAGGAAAGUACCGCUCCUACUCAAGAAUCCACAACUAGUAUUGAAGAGGAAGUUGCUUCGGCUGCUGAGCCGACUGUACCAACCGCUUCCGCAGAAGCGGCUUCCACAGGAGGUUUCUUGAAUUCGAUGGAAGGUGCCAAUGAUUUUGGAAUUCAUGCAGCGAAGGUUCCACGCCGCAAUGAAAAAGCACCAACGAAUGCCAAGAAAACCAAAGCUGUGUCUGAAUCAGCGUCUGAGGGAAGCUUCGAUGGCUACCAAACCAUUCUAGAGGCUGCAGCCAAUGAUGAUGACAUUCGAAAGACAAUGAGAGAAAACAGAAUGAAGAAUCGUAUGUUGGAAGAUGACAACACUGGUUACUUGUCCAAGGUGGAUAAAAUGAUGUCCGAAAGAGACACUCCAGCAAGUUCUUCUUCCACAGAAGAGGAGGAGAUACCAACCGAUCUGUCGGCUGUAUACCAGAAGAUCAGAGACCAAAAGGCAGCCGUCAAAUUUACGAUGAAUGACCCAACACCCGAUGAUCGUCCCGAUCCUGGAUUCAGAAUCUUUCAUGUUGCCGAAGAUGGAACGGAACGGGAAGUCCCGCCCUACACCUCUCCUGGAGAAUUCCAGGCCAUGAUCGAGAAGGAAGAGGCCACUGAAGAAUCCACGGACCCAACAGCCAACGGAGGUAACCAGCAAGAAGCAAAUGGCACAGAGUUCGUGUUACCACCAGAAACAGUCAGCGAGGAAGAAUCCGUAGAGUACGACGAAAAGACGUUGGAUGGGUACCAAACCAUACUUAGUGCGAACGGUAGCACCAAUCGAGAAGAUGAAAUGACGAAAAUGCGAGAAGCAAGGCGAAAGAAUCGACUCGGUAUCACUGACUAG